This is a messenger RNA of Cladophialophora immunda, 829 nucleotides long. RefSeq lists its product as uncharacterized. NCBI's taxonomy places the organism in Eukaryota, Fungi, Ascomycota, Eurotiomycetes, Chaetothyriales, Herpotrichiellaceae. The transcript has a single exon. The record is from RefSeq and is a predicted model, not a curated record. The coding region runs from base 156 to 509 and encodes 117 amino acids.
GUCUGACACAGCUUUUCUGAUGUCAAUCAUAAUGGGCAGGAAGAGGAAUCCGCGCAUCUCGCCUUCUCCCUCAAGAGGGCGGGACCGUGCCCUGUGUGCCAGUGUGUGCCAGUGACUGACUCGGCCUCGUGCGGGUUCCGUCCUCGUAUGUGCUCAUGCUCAGUGUGUUGGCUUGCUGGAGAAAGGCGAGCAUCCAUCGAAGUGAUCCUCUCGGUUGGGGUUGGUCAGGCGGGGGUGAGAGGCGCGCCCUGGCUACUGUUGUCACUGCUACUACUUGUCUCCUCUCUACUGUCUCCUGCAUGCAGCUGCCAAAUUUGAGAUCCAAGCAAACAAAAAAAGACACGAUGGGAAAGAUUUUGUCCGUCGAAUGGAAGGAAAAGAUUGGCGGACAAAAAGCGCAAUGCGAAGCGAUACGAGCCCAAGCUGGCUGGCUGGCUGGCCAGCGGGCUGCGAGGAGGUUUCCGGAGGUGGAGUCCCGGAUCGUGGCUUGUAACUGUACGAGGUGGUAGUGAGGUCCAUACUCGUGGUAGAACUGAGAAUGGCAAGUGGCACAUUCAGGUACACGGGCCGGAGACGAGGGCAGAAUCGAUAACAACUCCCUUCGUCCCUCCACACAGAAUGUACUGCCUGUCUGGGUACGGGGCCAGUGGGCAGGGAAAAGGAACAAGACGGGAUUAUACAGGGUGGGUAUGUACGGCAGCGACGGCAUCAGAAGCAAGCAUCGACAAACCAUCGACAUCAUUUGUAUUUUGUCCUUUUCGAGCCCGGACUCGGGUACGUAGGUAUCGUACACUCGAUCGAGAGGGUACUGCCUCAAGUAGUUAAUCAG